AUGACAUUCGCCGGCUUCGUGGUGGCGCUGGUGAUAGGAACGAUCCCCGAAGCCCGCGGGCUGGGGCAGGUCUCCGCCAGCCUCACGGACGCCUGCUCCCCACAGACGCCCGCCCCGGCCCAGCCGCACCCCGCCGGCUGCCCCACCGGGGGCUUCGCGGUGGCCCCGCGGCCAUGGCCACCCGCAGUGCCCGGCCUCCCGCGGCGAGGCACAGCGGGCCGGGGGCCGCGGGGCCGCCGCAGCUCCUGCGCCCUGCCCGGCGGCGGCCGGAGCCCGACGAAGCGGGGCCGCGCUGACUGCGAGCGAGGGUCAGUAAGACUCCAGGGUGGCAAAAAUAAGUUUGAAGGUACAGUGGAGGUUUAUUUGAAUGGAAUCUGGGGAACAAUCUGUGGAAGCCACUGGGACAAUAACGAUGCAACGGUUAUAUGUCGCCAGCUUGCACUUGGUGAAAAAGGUACAGCAAAACAUGUACCGUUUUCUGGACUGGGCCUUAUUCGUGUUUACUGGAGUGAAGUGCGUUGUCGUGGUGAUGAGGAAAAUAUACUGCUAUGUGAAAAAGACAUCUGGCAGGAUGGAACAUGUCCUCAAAAAAUGGCAGCUGCUGUCACAUGUAGCUCUUCCCUGGCCCCUGUCUUUACUCCGAUCCGUCUGGCUGGUGGGACCAACACUCAUGAAGGAAGAGUAGAAGUCUACCAUGCUGGCCUGUGGGGAACUGUCUGCGAUGAUCAGUGGGAUGAUGCAGAUGCUGAAGUUGUCUGUCGGCAGCUUGGCCUUGGGGGUAUUGCCAAGGCAUGGAGCCAGGCUUACUUUGGAGAAGGCUCAGGCCCUGUGCUGCUGGAUGAAGUGCAGUGCACAGGAAACGAGCUCUCGCUAGAGCAGUGUCCGAAAAGUUCCUGGCAAGAACACAACUGUGGCCACAAAGAAGAUGCUGGUGUUUCCUGCACACCUCUCACAGAUGGUGCAUUAAGACUAACGAGUGGAAAAGGCAGUCAUGAGGGACGCCUGGAGGUCUACUACACUGGGCAGUGGGGCACAGUCUGUGAUGAUGGGUGGACUGAGCUGAAUACACAGGUGGUUUGCCAGCAGCUGGGAUUUAAGUAUGGAAAAACUGCAUCUGAGAGCUACUCAGAGGGAAGCUCUGGGCCCAUCUGGUUGGAUGAUGUCAGCUGCUCAGGGAAGGAGACAAACCUUCUGCAGUGCUCAAGGAGAGAGUGGGGAAAGCAUGACUGCAACCAUCAGGAGGAUGUCAGACUCGUUUGCCAUCCAGAUAAUGACAGCCAUAGACUCUCACUUGGUCCUCCCAUCAGGCUGAUGGAUGGCGAGAAUAAGAAGGAAGGACGUGUAGAGAUUUUUAUCAAUGGCCAGUGGGGCACAAUUUGUGAUGACGGAUGGUCUGAUAAGGAUGCAGCUGUAGUCUGUCGACAGCUUGGCUACAAAGGUCUGGCUAGAGCAAGGACAAUGGCGUAUUUCGGGGAGGGCAAAGGCCCAAUCCAUGUGGAUAACGUGAAAUGUACAGGAAGUGAAAGAUCCUUGGUUGACUGCAUUAAGCAGGACAUUGGGAUGCACAACUGCCGGCACAGCGAGGACGCAGGGGUCAUCUGCGACCACCUAAGCAAGAAGGCCCCGGGGAACAGCAAUAAAGAUUCUCUUGCAUCUGUUUGUGGAUUGAGGUUACUCCAUCGUCGACAAAAGCGAAUCAUUGGUGGGAAAAAUUCAUUACGGGGUGGCUGGCCGUGGCAUGUUGCACUCCGACUGAAGUCUUCUCAUGGUGAUGGAAGACUCUUGUGUGGUGCUACUCUCAUCAGCAGCUGCUGGGUCCUCACUGCUGCACAUUGUUUUAAAAGGUAUGGCAACAAUACUCGGAGCUAUGCUGUGCGAGUUGGAGACUAUCACACACUGGUACCAGAAGAAUAUGAGGAAGAAAUUGGAGUCCAACAGAUUGUGAUGCAUAGAGAUUACAGGCCUGACAGCAGUGACUAUGAUAUUGCGUUGGUGAGGCUACAGGGGCCAGAGGAACAGUGUGCCAGGUUCAGUACCCAUGUCUUACCUGCUUGUUUGCCAUUAAGAAGAGAAAGACCACAGAAAACUGCUCCCAACUGUUACAUCACUGGAUGGGGUGACACAGGAAGGGCUUAUUCAAGAACACUACAACAGGCUGCCAUCCCCUUACUUCCCAAGAGGAUAUGUGAAGAGCGUUACAAAAGGAGAUUCACAGGAAGAAUGCUCUGUGCUGGAAACAUCCAGGAACAGAAACGUGUUGAUAGCUGUCAAGGAGACAGUGGUGGACCACUGAUGUGUGAACGUCCAGGGGAAAGCUGGGUUGUGUAUGGUGUGACCUCCUGGGGCUAUGGCUGUGGAGUGAAAGAUUCUCCAGGUGUCUACACAAAAGUAUCCUCUUUCAUACCCUGGAUAAAAAGUGUGACCAAACUAUGA
This is a messenger RNA of Indicator indicator, 2433 nucleotides long. RefSeq names its product serine protease 12 (gene PRSS12). Gene Ontology annotation, molecular function: serine-type endopeptidase activity. The record is from RefSeq and is a predicted model, not a curated record. Gene Ontology annotation, cellular component: membrane; dendrite; terminal bouton. Bases 1 to 2433 code for a protein of 810 amino acids. Gene Ontology annotation, biological process: proteolysis. NCBI's taxonomy places the organism in Eukaryota, Metazoa, Chordata, Aves, Piciformes, Indicatoridae. The transcript is spliced from 13 exons.